UCAGUGCGCGCCCCUUGUCCGGGGCGGGGGCGUCCGAGUCCCGCAGAGGCAGGGCCCCCCCGCACCGCCCCCCGCCGCAGGGCCGGGGGCCGAGCCUCAGUGACGCCUCCCGGCCCCCAUUCGCUGGGUCCGCCCGCCCAGCCCUGCCCAGACUGCGGGAGCGCCGCGCCCACAGCCCGCCGGGCAGCCCCGGACAGCGCCGGCAGCCCCGCAAGGCAGCGGGCAGCACCGGACAGCGCCCGCAGGUUCCCCUCUCAGAGACAGCCCCCAGUGGGCACCUCAGCAGCGAGAUGAACCCCACCGUGGGCAUCGCUGUCAUCCUGACAGUCCUCCAGGCCGCCCACUGCCAGAUGAUCAAGGACCUGAGUGCCUGCCUGCUGGGCCAGAACCUGCGCGUGGACUGUCGCUAUGAGAACAAAACCGACAACCCCCUGACCUACGAGUUCAGCAUCACCAAGGACAACAGGAAGCACAUCAUCCAGAGCACCAUCAGAGUCUCCGAGAACAUCUACCGGAGCCGAUCCAACGUCACCAUGCACAAGAACCUGGUGUGCCUCCACCUGCAGAGCUUCACCACCAGCGAUGAGGGCAUCUACAUGUGCGAGCUGAAGGCCACCAAUGACUACACUGGCAACCAGAUAAAGAACAUCACUGUUAUCAAAGACAAACUGGAGAAAUGUGCCGGCUUCAGCCUCUUGAUCCAGAACACCUCGUGGCUCCUGCUGCUGCUCCUUUCCCUGCCUCUCCUGCAAGCCGUGGACUUCGUGUCCCUGUGAAAGGCGAAACGCACGCACACACACACUCACAGCGCUCGCACACACACGCACACACCGAGCACCCCAGCCACCCCGCCUUCCUCGCAGCCCCUGGAAAGAGAAGCUGAAGCGUCUGGAAGCCGUGAAACCUCUCUGUGUUAUCUCUAUUUAGCCGUAUAUUAACGCUGACCACCGUCCCGUGCCAAGGCCCACCAUCCCACGCACACACGCCCCGCUCUGAAGCAUGGUGGCUCUGCUAGGCAGCGUUGCUUCUCCCAUCGCGCCUCCCCGCUCCGUAGGCUGGCUGGUUUGCUUGUGCUGGGAGCACUGGAGGCCUCAGCCUCGCUUGUCCCAUCCCUUUAACUCUUGGGGUUUGCCUGUUCUCAACUGGGGAAAGACAGCUGGAUUGGCAGGUAAGAGAGGGGGGUGAUGCGAGAGUGUGCGGAGGGUGCCCGUGGUGGGUGCUGUGCCCGUGGCCCCUGGAGGUGACAGGGCUCUUGGUGUCCCCACCCGCCCUGCCUGCCAGCCAGGUGACUGAUUCCUCACCCUGCUCCUCUCACCGUGAGCUGCCACGGCUGGGAGAGGGCACAAAAUGACGCAGUGAAUGGGGAGCCAUGGGAUGCUGCUGGGCCUGGCAGGCUGGGAGGAGAGAGGGGAGCAGGUCUAGGAGACACCAUGAACCCCCCCUGCCUCCUUAGGGCUCCUCUGGGGCCCUGGGAAUGGCCUCAGUGCAGUCGUGCUUCGGCAACAAGUUUUUCCUAAUCUGUUUCUUACAGCUGAGCGGGAAGUGAGGCCUCCUCCAGACACCAUCUGGUACCUUUGGGCUGCCCGAGCCAGAGACACCACUCGCUCUCCCCGGGGACCAGCCCUUAGCUGUGACGAGAGAAUUGCUGCCAGCACCAGUGGAGGCAAGCAGAGCCUCUCUGAGCUAGCCACAGCCCCACUGCCCUCCCCAGGGCCCUCAGAGCUGCACCCAGGCUGGCUAGUGGGGAGGGCGUUCCCCUCUGGGAGUGUGACCCCAGGGUCUCUGCGGGGACGCCUCUGCACCGGCACCUUGUCCUCCUGAAGGGAACAUCUGGGGACCCCAGUCCUUCCUCAUGGAGAGGCAGAGCAGUCUUCCUCAAAUCCCACUGUGCUCCUGGGAGGAGCCCCUUCCCUUCUCCCUCCUCCCUUUCAGUGUUUCCCCGUCUCCCUUUAAGAGCAGCAAAGGACCGAAGGGCAGCCCACGACCUCGGUAAGGCCAGGAUGGUGCCAGGGACAGGGAUGGUCAGCACAGCUCAGAUCUGCCAGCCCAGGGCUGCCUG
Molecule: messenger RNA, 2059 nt
Organism: Vidua chalybeata
Lineage: Eukaryota; Metazoa; Chordata; Aves; Passeriformes; Viduidae
Gene: THY1
Product: Thy-1 cell surface antigen
Exons: 4
Coding region: 291-776 (161 amino acids)
Source: RefSeq, a predicted model, not a curated record